UGAUAGCAAUGGCCACUUCAGGUGAAGAUGUGAUUCCGAGUAGUUUUGUGCGAGAAUACAAGAUAUCUAAUUAUUACUGUUGUGUUUAUGACUGUAAUUCAAAUGGAAGAUAUGAUUCUGAAAUCAGCUUUCAUAAAUUUCCAAAAGAUGAGAAUAUAAGAAAACAAUGGGUGGUGAAAAUAAGAAGAGAUAUUGGCAACGAUUUCCAGAUUUCAAAAACAACAGUUGUCUGUUGCAAACAUUUUAAAACAGAGGAUUAUGUGGGAUGGACACCUUCAAAAACACGAAGGCUAAAGAAAGGAAUAGUUCCUAGCGUUUUUGACUGGAGUGAGGAAAAGACAGCACGAAGAUUGCUGACUAGAAAGCCCACUGCAACAUCGCAACCCAAAACUAAACGAUUAAGAUUGGAUGGUGCUGAUCAUUCAACAUUGACAUCAGAUGAACAGCCUGGUGGUAGUGGGGAGGACAUUUUGACAGCAACCCCAUUACAUAUUGAGCAACAUAGAGAGAUUGACAUGCUGAAGGAUCAGUUGCAGAAGAAAACCGAAGAAUGUUCAAAUGUGAACAAGCAGUUAGCUGUGAUGUCAGUGUCCGAAGAAGAUGGCCGGAUGUUCCAGAUCAGUGACAGCCUGGACUUGGACAGUCUGGUUGACUCUGUAAUUGAUGAGAUCUGCAACCCAGAUUCCACAGGAUUUCAAGCAGACAUCCAUAAGGUCCAGAACCAAAUCAGAAAUGCUGAACGUAAGCAGCGUGAAAUCAACCGUAUCUUCUCAGACUGCAUGGAGCAGCUUGUCCAGUUCAGCAACACCCUUGAGGAGGAGGAGAGGCACAGCGAGCAAAGACACCAGGAGAUACUAGAUGCAGAAGCUAAUGGACCCUCUGAGGUCACAAUUACAGACUCUGAUGAAGAUGAUGACGAUGUUCAAUUCAUACAGAAAACAUUUGACCCAAACAUUGCCCUGAAGAGAAAACAGGAGGCUUCGGCAUCAAACUCUGGUAUAAAGAGGAAGACAGACCAACCAUCCACCAUUGGCCAGACCCGGGCUAAUUUGGCAGCCGCCUUGGCCAAUAGUCCGUCAAGGACAAUUGACAGUGCAAGGAAAAUAUUCACAGCUUCUCUUGCAAAACAGUCCUCCCUCAAACUAAGGAUAACUGCUCAAAGUGUCUUACACACCGUGCCGAAGAACAAUCUUCAGCCUUUACAAAGAAAUCUCCAACCCUCCAAUACAUCAUUAUCAUCACCGUCAUCCCAGUUAUCAUCAUUAUUAUCAUCACCACCCUCAGUUUUGCCAAAAACUGUGUCGUCUGUCCUUCCCAUGGCCGGUUCCCAGUCUGCAACCCCGUCAGUGUUGUCAGCCCUCCAGCAGCGGAAACCAGCAUCCUCCUCAUACAUGCAGAGCUCACAAGCCAACCAGGAACACAUGGAAAAACUUUUCCUGGAGGAUGUCAAUGUUUGUAAGGUUGGAGGUUAUGUGCUGGCCCGGAGGUACGGUGAUGUCUGGCAGAAGGCUGAGAUCAUGGACAUUAAUAAACCAGCAACAACUAUCUGUGAUCGUAAAUUCAAGGUGCGUUUUGAGCAGAAGCGUGUGGUGAAGAUGUUGGUGUCGAAACAUGUGGCAUUCUUGGAGAGCAUCAACAAGCCUGUCCUUGUGGGCACCAGAAUCAUAGCCCUGUACAAGGACGAUGAGUCUAAUGAGGCGUUCUAUGCUGGUAUCAUUGCUGAGGCUCCAAAUGGGAGGAAUGAGCUCAGGUACCUCGUGUUUUUUGACGAUGGCUAUGCUCAAUACUGCAGCUCAAAGGAGAUCCAUAAAGUUUUCUAUCAAAGUCGUAAUGUAUGGGAAGAUAUACAUCCAGAUUCACAAGACUUUGUGAAGGACUAUUUGGCACAGUAUCCAGAGAGGCCGAUGGUGCGCUUACAUAAGGGUCAGACAGUGAAGACAGAGUGGAAGGGCAAGUGGUGGACAGCCAAGGUGGAGGAGGUGGACGCCAGCCUUGUUCUCAUGUUCUUCCCAGCUGACAAACGUAGCGAGUGGAUCUACCGAGGUUCCACACGCCUUGAACCACUCUACACAGCCCUAGCAAAUGCAGAAGCUAACCGGAUCAUGGGCAAGGUUAAGAGACACAACCUCAAUGUUGCCAGUGGUAACAAACCUGUAGUGGAAUACACCAGGAACAACAGCACUGACAGUUCACCAGCCAAGGCUGAGAAGAAAAAGUCUGUAGCUAAGAAGAGCACUACUCCAUCCAGCCUGAACACUGGACAGGUGUGGGAGGCCAGCUGGAUGAAAAGAAAAUCUACUGAGGACCGAAAACCCUCACUUAAGAUCCAACCACAAGACAAGUUCAGCACAUCUACAAUCAGCAGCCCUCCGGUGGCUGCAAAGAGUCGGGACAUGGCUAGUAUUCUCCAGGACAGACUUACAACCCCUGAAGAGGCUGGCACUGUUGAUUUAGAAUCAUUAGGAACAAGACUCGAUCAUAUAAUUCCAUCUGCAGACAGAAAAAAAGUUCAAAUGGUGCCCCACAAGUGUUCCAAGAAAUGUUUGAAGGAAGUUGUUGAUCAUCCAGACAAAUAUAGAGGGAACAAUCCUCUGCUCAUUCCCCUCUUCUUUGGAUGGGAAAGGCAUGUGGCUAAGACAAAGCCCUAUGGUCGUCGUGUUGUGUUUUACCGCGCACCAUGUGGGCGGAGAAUUCGCAACCUGGAGGAGCUGGACUUAUACCUGAUGUUGACAGACAGUCAGCUUCCCAUUGAUGCCUUCUGCUGUGACCCAGAACUACAUGUACACUACGAGUUUAUCCCUGUUAAGACUUUCUGUGACAUCAAGGACAUAUCGUAUGGAAAGGAGAAUGUUGUUAUAUCAUGUGUGAAUGGGAUUGACCGCCAGUACCCGGAUUAUGUGGACUACUCCAAUCAGCGUAUCCCGGCAAGUGGUGUAAAACUCAACCUCGACCCAAACUUUCUUGUCUGCUGUGACUGCGAAGAUAAUUGCAGGGACCCCUCCAAGUGUGCAUGCCAACAGCUGACAUCUAGAUCAUCGGCUGUAGUGAAUGGUGGGCGAGCCAUGCCAAAUGCUGGCUACAGACACAGGCGGCUAGAGGAACCACUUAUAUCAGGGCUUUAUGAGUGCAAUUCACGAUGUAAAUGUGACAAGAGAUGUGUCCAAAGAGUUGUUCAGAAUGGUCUCAAAAACAGACUGCAAGUGUUCAAAACAGAGAAAAGGGGCUGGGGCCUGCGCUGCCUGGAUGACAUUCCUCGUGGCGGAUUUAUCUGUAUCUAUGCUGGUCAGUUACUGACUGACCAGGGGGCGAACGAAGAUGGACAACAAUACGGGGACGAGUAUCUCGCUGAACUUGAUUACAUUGAGGUUGUAGAGAGACAGAAGGCAGGCUAUGAGAGUGAUGUAGAAGACAUUGAUGAGAUGGGCCGUGACAAUGACGGGCCAGACUGGGAGACAGAGAGUGACCAUGGCAACGGAUCUGACUCAGAUGAAUCAUUUAAGGAUAAGUCCUACACAAAAAAAGGUUGGCCAGAGGUUGGAGUUUCCGAAAAACAACACCAAACUAGGGCGUCAGAUCGGGAUGUAAAGCGGAAGCAGACGGCUCAAAAGAGCACAAGUGGCUCAAGAACGUCACCAGAGCUCCCUGACCUCAACACCCCGUCUAUCACAGAGAGCUCAGAUAAGAAGAAGCGUAUAGGUCGGUCAACUGGAGCUAGAUACGGUCCCAUCAACCAUUCUUCAAAGAAAGAAGACGAAAAGGAAGAAGAAGAUGAGCCCCAAGGUCCGUCAACACGUGAUUACUUUGAGGACGACCAGUCAUGCUACAUUAUGGACGCCAAGUCCAUGGGAAACAUAGGCAGAUACCUCAAUCACAGCUGCCAGCCGAAUGCCUUCGUUCAGAAUGUGUUUGUGGACACUCACGAUCUCCGUUUCCCCUGGAUUGCAUUCUUUGCUGGACAGUAUAUCAGUGCAGGCUCAGAACUGACCUGGGACUACAACUAUGAAGUUGGCAGCGUGCAUGGGAAGGUGCUGUACUGCUACUGUGGAUCAGCCGAGUGCAGGGGCAGGCUACUCUAAUCUAACCCAAGGAUUCAUGUGUAUAUGAAAAGAGAUUAGAAUGAUUGCAAAGAAACAAUCUGAUCUGACCUCGAAGGGCUUUAACCUAACUGUUGCCAUAGGAACUGAAUACUUGGACAGUAUUGUUUUUUGAGUACUGCAGUAUUAUUUAGUUAUGUGAAGGAUGUAGAUGUUGUUAAGGAAAAAAAGCCUGUAUUAUGACACUCUACACAAGUCUUAUUAAGUAAUGAACAUGAUAAAUAAAACUGCCAAUACUUUUAAGUAUUGCAAGGGUACAUGUACAUUGUGCUGGUAUUUUUUGUGAGUUAUUUGUUGUAGCUGUCUCAUCAUUCUGCAAGUAAUUUUGAAAUUGUUUGAUCUUCAAGUAAUUUGUAUGUAUUUGUAUUAUGUACCAAAAACGAAAAACAAAUAAUUAAAAAAACACAACAUACAUUAAACAAUAUUUGGUGUUUACUCCUGGUCAGCAGUUGCAUAAGUUUAAGUCUUAUAUAGAAAUCAUAACUAUGGUUACUGGGUAACUGGCAUUUAAAAAUAU
Messenger RNA from Mya arenaria, 4611 nucleotides. Its product is annotated as histone-lysine N-methyltransferase SETDB1-like. The record is from RefSeq and is a predicted model, not a curated record. NCBI's taxonomy places the organism in Eukaryota, Metazoa, Mollusca, Bivalvia, Myida, Myidae. Gene Ontology annotation, biological process: heterochromatin organization; negative regulation of gene expression. The coding region runs from base 9 to 4076 and encodes 1355 amino acids. The transcript has 33 exons. Gene Ontology annotation, molecular function: protein binding; histone H3K9 methyltransferase activity; DNA binding. Gene Ontology annotation, cellular component: nucleus.